This is a messenger RNA of Tripterygium wilfordii, 1198 nucleotides long. RefSeq lists its product as uncharacterized. NCBI's taxonomy places the organism in Eukaryota, Viridiplantae, Streptophyta, Magnoliopsida, Celastrales, Celastraceae. The transcript has 7 exons. The coding region runs from base 347 to 982 and encodes 211 amino acids. The record is from RefSeq and is a predicted model, not a curated record.
AAGCGCCAGUAUAGGUACUGAUUGAAAUGACAUCGUUUUAGAUUGGCGGUCUUAUGUUCAGAAGACGAAAAUUUCGCGCGACCGAAAUGAAAAAUGAAAACUUUUUCCGUAUUCCCUCAUAUCCUCCCUCAACCCUAGACUCCUCUCAAACCCUCCCUCAAAUCCUAUCUCUGGUUCAUUGCGAAGCAAUAUCUGCAACAAUAUCUCCCUCCAACGCUCCCUCAAUCUCUGUCAGAUCUGGACGUUUAGUAAAGGAGGAGAAGAAGAAAAGUCGUGUCCUCUCUACUCCUGAAGAUAAACACACCUCUCAAAUCUGACGAAUUCUGAGAUAUAUAUCAAUUGGGAUAUGUCUAAUCAAAUGCAUGUACAGAGGAAGAGUGAGCAAAAUAAAAAGAUUCGUUCAAAACAAACUUUGCUCCAUACUGCUGGUACAAAGAGCUUUGCGCGAGUUGCUGCUGAGAUGACUAAAAUAGAUGGUGUGGCUCCUUCACGUGCCAAAUUAUUUAUCAAGACACACACACGUAAGGAUGGCAGUAUUCUCACUGAAGACACUCGUGAAAAGAUACAAAAGAUUGAAGAGAAAAUCACUCAAGAUCCAAAUGUUGGGAUCUCAAAUGAAGAUGACAUAGGUUGGAGCAAGGAUGAUGUUUAUUCUGAAGUCUAUGGAGAUGAAAGAAAUGGUCGUGUUAGGAGUCUGGGUCAUGGCCCUACUCCAUCUCAAAAAAAUUGUUAUGUCCCUCGUUCAUUAAAAGGUGUUUCUAUCAUUUCAUCAUCAACGAGUAGCAGACAAUCUGCUCAAGUGAUGGAACUUACGGAUCGACUAGCAUCAUUGGAGGAUAAGUUCACCAGAUUCAUGGAUGCAUUUCAAUCUUAUGCUGUUAGACAUGGUGAAUCAAGUGAGCAUGUGGUAACUCCAGAGACCCAUCUUCGUUCUUCAAGCUCUAGUCAUGAUCCUGUCAAUCAAGUUGCACGACGAAACUGAUAGGGCAUUUGAAGAUCUAGCUAUUUUGGACCGUGCAUGCAUAACAACUUUGAGAAGGACUUCUGAAGAUCAAUUUUGGACUUUGAAGCUGGAUCUACUAAAACGACUGAUGUUUUAUUCCAAUUAAUAUGUUUUCUUAUACUUUGAACAAUAUAUGUACGUGAUAAUAUAUAUAUAUAUUAUAUGCUCAAUAGCAAUGGAAGUUUCUUCAAGUUA